Messenger RNA from Cydia fagiglandana, 917 nucleotides. RefSeq lists its product as uncharacterized. Gene Ontology annotation, cellular component: nucleus; transcription regulator complex. Bases 172 to 723 code for a protein of 183 amino acids. The transcript is spliced from 3 exons. Gene Ontology annotation, biological process: regulation of transcription by RNA polymerase II. NCBI's taxonomy places the organism in Eukaryota, Metazoa, Arthropoda, Insecta, Lepidoptera, Tortricidae. The record is from RefSeq and is a predicted model, not a curated record.
AAAUCUUAUUGCAGUUGAGGUCGUCCUUAUCGCGUUGAUAUAAGGUCGGUUUCCGAAUAUUCCCGACUAAAACCGAGCGAUUCGUUUUGUCCGACUCGCCGCGUCUCGCUUCCAUCGAAUCGUUAGUAUUCGGUCGAAUUCCGCGGUGGAAACACUAAUAUUUUGCAGACCAUGGACGAAGAAAAGCUUAUAAAUUUGGUGAAAGAACACGGAGAGCUGUACGACCCGGCGCACAGACAGUACCAAGACCAGCUCAAGAGGGAGCUGGCUUGGAAGAAGAUCGCCAACAAGAUGAAGAUGCAAGCUCAUGAAUGCAAAGAAAGGUGGAAAAAACUACGUGAAAAUUACAGAAAAGCAAUUAAACUACGUCAAACACAGAAAGCUAAAGGCAUCAAAAAACUUAAACGCAUCAAACACGGACACUUGAUGACGUUCAUAGCUGACCAGAAAGAAAUAGAAUAUGAAGAAGUCGAUACUCACAGUGCCGGGCAUUCUAGGAAAACAGAAAUAUAUGCUGUAGAACCUAAUCCAGUAGAUCCACUAGUGCUAGAAAGGAACUACGAAACAGCCCCUAGAACUGACACAGUGGUAACUUUCUUCACUAAUUUAGGAGAGACAGUAAAAACCUUUCCGAAAGACGUACAAAUACGUGUGAAAAGGGAUAUAUUUAGAAUUAUCAACGAAGCAGAAGAAGAAGUGGUGAUGAACAAAUUCAAGUGGUGAUAAACAUGCAGUGAUUAGAAUUUAGUAAAUUGUCUAAUCUUGAAAACAAUGGCAUUAUUUUAUUUAGGUUAAAGCAGCAAUCCUUCAGUCUGCCACCUGCUUCGUGAAACUAGCAAGCUGAUUUUUGUUAAAUUUAAUUUCAUAGCUUAAAUUAAACGUUAAAACGUUUACGCAAUGAACAAUGUCAGAUUAAA